GUAGGGUUUUUGGAUCGUCAGCGGACAUUGGCCUUGCUGGAAAGAUUCUAUGAUCAAAGUUCACAAAUGCUUAGGAGUUUACUCCGAAACCCAAGACAAUGGCCAUUGAUUGAAUUUGAAGAGAUAGACUUGCCUGAGUUUUGGGGUGACAUGGAUAAUCAGAAACACAUUUAUGAAGACUUUGACAAAGUGCUCUUAGAGAUGAACACAUUACUUUCUGAAAAACAUGUUAGCAAAACCCAAAGUAAAUUAUUAGAAAAUCCAGAAGAUCAACAUAAACACGAUGAACAGAGAAAAUCAGCACCAACAUUAAACCCACCAGAAGAGCAGAGAGGGACAACUGCAGAACAGGGACCACACAGAAUUUCAGCUGAAGAACAAGAACAAGGCAAAGAGCCAUCUGCAGAACAAGAACUGUACAGAGAACCAGAAACAGAACAAGAAACCCUCACAGAGUCAACUCUAGAACAAGGAUCAAGUAGAGAAUCAAUAAUAGAAAAAGGUCCACACAGAGUGUCAGUUUCAGAACGAGGCUCACGCACAUACUCAAUAAUAGAACAAGGACCACGCAAACAGUCAUCUUUAGAACAAGGAUCAUGGAGAGGGUCAAUUGCAGAAUCAGGGUCACGCAGAGAAUCAAUUACAGAACAAGAACAGCGCAGAGGGUCAACACCAGGACAAGGACCACACAGAGUGUCAGCCUCAGAAUACAGAUCACAUAGAGAGUCAACAAUUGAAGAACCAUUACAAAAGUCAGAACAAAAACCUGAUGGAGAGACAACUCCAGAAGAACAACAGGUCAUAGAUUUAACUUCGCAAUCAAGAAAUGGUAGUAUCUCAAGAGAAAGUUCCAAAUCUGGGGAGGUUACUCCCUCUGAGUACAUUGAAGAGAGGUCUUGGGAGCAAACACAUGAAGAAGUAUUCGUGAGUACUGAACUGCAAGCAGAAGUUCCAACACCAAGUAGCAGAGAUCUUUCAGAAACUGCAAAUGUGGAAGUUCCAAAAGACAAAUCCUGUGAACCCAAGUCCCAAACAAUAGAAGGAAAGUCAUGGUCAGGUGAAUUUUUGACUUGUAACUGGAAAAAGAAGUAUGUCAAAUUUGAAGAUGAGGAACAGGCAGAAUUAAUCUAUGGUUGCUCCAGAUUCGCAGCCCUACACUCAAUUAUCAGAAAUAUUCAGUCUUACAAGGAAGUAAAAGGAAGGACUGCCUUCAAUGGAGUUUCCUUCAAUCUGCUUCAGUUUGUACAACUCCUGGAGACAUUUGUUGGUGAAGAUUCUCCUUUGAGUGUCACUGAGAUGCUUGUUUCCUUUUUUAAGGGAGGUUAUGUGGAAACUAAAGAAGAGAAAAUGAGUGCCUUAGAACAGGUUAGACAAAAUGCUUUCCAAGCCCAUCGGGAGCUUCUCCUUGAAGCCCUCUUUCAGGAGUGGGACAGUGAUGGCUCAGGCUUCCUGGAUCUGAAGGAGGUUGAUGAACUCUUGUAUGCGUACAAGAAGGGAAUGGAAAAAGAAUCCAUGAAGAAAGCUAAACUACACAUACAAUUUCCAAAGCCACACCCUAGUCAUGAAGUGAGGUUGUCUUCAAAACAAUUUCAGAAAUACAUACAAUUGGUUGUAUCUGAACUCAGGGGCAAUGAAGAUCAAGUUCUAGAAAAUGUUGUGGAAUUUCUGAUGACUACUUUAGAGAGGAACCGUACUGAGAGUCUGAGGAAUUGUGCCAGACGGAAGUGGCUGCACCGAAUCCAACAUGCUGCAGAGACAAGUGGGGUGUCCCUGGAGCCAGUGUACACUGAGACCUUUAAGGCCCUCACCCAGGACGCUGAAGCACAUGGAAAUAAGAAGAUCAGUGCUCACAUUUCCCUCUUAGAAGAAAACCUACUACUGCCUGAUAGAGGAAAUGUUCUGUUGAGGAAUGUGGCUUGUACCUUAGAUGAUGCUCCAUUUGUGCUGAACAGAGUGCUUUACAGGGACAUGAAAGGAAUCAGCUUUACAGUAGUGGAUGAAGGUGUGCCAAUCCAUGUCCCCCAAGUUCAGUACCAUGGGAACAUCUUCUUCUGGAACCAUUCCCGCAAUGAGAAUGAUCAUAACGGGUCAUUCCUGGCUCUGCCUCUUCAAGAUGCACAUAUGAGGAUCUUUGGGGUCAUGGCUGUUGAUACCCUUAGAGAUCCCCGUGAAAUAAACAUCUUCCUACCUCAUGAGAUCAGAUUCUAUCAGGGUGUUGCCAAUGUUUUUAGCACUGCCUAUCACUACGUCCACAGCCGUGAGCACAUCCUGCAUAUUGUGAUGACUGGCAUUGGCUGGCUCUAUGACUACACACCUGGCAUCACCUCCAUCACUACGUACUUCAUUGAGCCUAGCCCAGACCAGGAUUCAGACUAUGUUUUACGCAAAAUGAUGGUCACAGGGCAGCUGGGUCUAACAGAAAUUCACAAAAAUCCACCUACUGUCUUGAGGAAGUCAUGUAUCUUCAGGGAUUUCCUCUUUAAGUGUACAGACAGUGCACAAGUUGUUUUGGCCUCUGCCUGUGGAGAAACCCACAUAGUUAUUCCACUUCGUGAGAGAACAGGAAAGGCUCUGGGAGUCCUCGAUUUUAACAUUGGCCGAAGUAGGAUGUUGUUGUAUCAAGAGUUUAAAGAUCUACAGAAAAUGAUGAAGGUGAUCCAAGCUGCCUGCUAUGAAAUACUGGGUGAACUCUCUGGAGAGACAAAGAAAAAAUAUGUCUUAGAGAUUGAACAUGUAGGGGAAGUCCAGCGGGCAGGAAUUAUCUUCUUCCGAAUCAUGCUGCGGGAGCUGCAGGAAAGCCUCCAGCUACUCAAUUCCAUGGACUUUGUGUCACUGUUGCUCUAUGAUCAUAAGCCUCUCACAGAGCCAAAUUAUCCUCAAGACAGCAUGUCCCUGGAGUUGGAAGCCAACAUAAAACUAGUGCAGGACAUCUUGAGAGGCGUUAUCUUGUUCUUUCAUCCAGAGCUGGAAUUUUCAGGAGACUUUAAAAAUUGGGAUAAGUGUAAAUUUCAUGUUAACAGAUAUUUAGUCAAGAGUAUUUGUGCCUUUGAUCCAACUGCUAGCCAUGUGGUGGUGAAUUUACAGCUCAUUGAUGAAUAUAUCAGAGAUCAUUCCAGAACCGAAGUAUGGAAAUUUGGUAACAUUGUCAUUGAACACCUAUACCACUGGAUACACAUCUGUUCAGCUCUCAUGCACCUAAAGAAAAAGCUAAAUAGUGCUAUUAUACCUCCAUUGCCCUCCAAGUCUGACAACUAUAUGUAUGCGAAAAUGCCAGGGGAAAGUUCCCAAGGGAAAUGAUAAUGGAAUUGGUACUGUAUUUAGGAUACUUUGGUAAUGUUCACUUCUGUUUAACUAUAAAAUAUUUUCAAUUGGAAAGGAAUGCCACAUAGACAUAUUCUGCUCCUAGACAUUUACCUUAGUACCUUCUAAAGCCUAAGGAGAAAUUUUAUCUAAAAUUCAGUUAAGGUAGUCAUAACCAAAUGUAUUUAUGUAUAUUACAGAAUAUAUUUGAAAGUCUCCUUUUAGUUUGAGCUUUGUAUCUGCCAUGAAACUGCUAUGGUUAAUUGGGUAUUUUUUUCAUUCUUGUAAGGUAAAAACUAAGUAAAAGACAUAGAAUUUAGGGGAAAAUGGCAGUUUUUACAUCAAGAGAGUGCUAUACAAUAAAGAUUUUUUUUAAUGGA
Molecule: messenger RNA, 3680 nt
Organism: Galeopterus variegatus (Sunda flying lemur)
Lineage: Eukaryota; Metazoa; Chordata; Mammalia; Dermoptera; Cynocephalidae
Gene: EFCAB5
Product: EF-hand calcium binding domain 5
Exons: 15
Molecular function (GO): calcium ion binding
Source: RefSeq, a predicted model, not a curated record